This is a messenger RNA of Frankliniella occidentalis (western flower thrips), 6993 nucleotides long. RefSeq names its product zinc finger protein 287. The record is from RefSeq and is a predicted model, not a curated record. Gene Ontology annotation, biological process: regulation of transcription by RNA polymerase II. NCBI's taxonomy places the organism in Eukaryota, Metazoa, Arthropoda, Insecta, Thysanoptera, Thripidae. Gene Ontology annotation, molecular function: RNA polymerase II cis-regulatory region sequence-specific DNA binding; DNA-binding transcription factor activity, RNA polymerase II-specific.
GCACAGCAGGUGUUUUCUUGUGUAGUUGUUGACAUUUUUUAGUGCGCCGUCGUUAUUUUUCUAAGUUUAGUGAAUUUAAGACGCGUUCAAUUGGAAAUUAGAACCAUGUUCUAUAUGAAAAGACGAUUUGCUAGAAGAACUGGCGCCAAGAUAGUCGUCCGCGCGCCGAGCAAGUAGAGUCCGCGCUUCCCAUCUUGUGACCCUAUUUCAACGGGCGUUCAUAUAAGCCUAAUUCAAUAGAAAGUUGUUCAAGUUAUGAAAUUAAGUGAUAUUUUCGUAUAGAAAAUACAGUGCGUCGAUGUCUGUGUGAUUGCGGCUACUUACGCCAAUGCUAGAAUUGGACGCAAGUCUACCCCGGUGACAGCCCGUUGGCUUGAGUGCGAGCGGGGUUUUGAGAAAGUGCCACUAGGCUACUUUUGAGUCAAAAUGAAUUACACUCCAUUCAGCGGUCACUUUACACAAGUGCCAGCAGGUACUGUGCAGCACUACACCACAGCAAAAUUUGCUCAGAAUGUUGCUGGUCCUACAGGACAGGUGCUUGGUGUUAUCAGUAGUAUGUCAGAGGAUGGAGUAACAUAUGUGCGACCAGUAGAUACUAACGGCCUUACUGUAAACCUUGCUCAGAGUCAAGCUGUUACAACUCAACAAAACCAGGUUCAACCUACUUUCAUUUCCAUUCCGGUGCAAGUACCAGGGAGCAAGCCAGGUGAUCCUCCACAACAACAAAUGUUACAAAUUCAAGUUGUGGCACCAAGCAGUCAAGCCUUAACAGGAGCGAUAACAUGUGACAACAAUCAACCUAAAUAUCUAUCUACCCCAAUCAUCACCACAUCAGCCCCAGGCAACCCCACUGUUGUUCAGUUUGCCUACAAUAAUCAAUCAGGUGAGACGGUGGAAAUUCCUUUGAUGCAAGCAAUACAACAACAGCAAACUCAACAAUCCCAACCCACAGCAACUGAGAAUGGAGAAUGUAACACUAACAAUAACAACAACAAUCAACAGCAUACUAUACAGAUCCAAACUCAAACAGAUGAAAAUGAUGCAGACAAAGUAAAUGCUAAUAAGGUUACUGUGGUGAAAGUGGAGAAAGACAAACGAUUUGAGGGACAAACUGUGCAACAAUAUGUUGAAAUGCCGAGCAAUUGGCAAAGUUUAGUCCAACCUGGCUCAACGGUUGCGGACUGUUUGGCUAAACUACCUGCUGCUAUUCCACAUGGCCUUACAAGUUUCCUUAAAUUUGCACCUACCAUUAAAAGAGAGACAGAAAUUGAAUCAUCACCUUUGUCAACACAUUCUCCUGAAGCAAUGUCAAAUGAUCUUGUUGUUUCAUCAGAAGACCCAUUGGCUCAGGAUCAUUCGUCAGACAUGACUAUUGCAACCGACAAUGUUGGUCAAGGAAUGGGAGAUGGUGUCAAAAAACCCUCUAAAGUGAAAAAGAAGUACAAGAAGAAAAAUCCAAAGCCCAAGAAAACAAGACCUGGACAGGUUACAAUAGCAACAGCCUUAGAUGGAACAACAUUGUUCUGUUGUCCUGAGUGUAACAUGGCUUACUCUGAAAAGGAAUUGCUUGAGCAGCAUUUAGCUGUCCACAAAACUGAGCGGCGGUUCAUUUGUGACACCUGUGGGGCAGCUCUCAAACGGAAAGAGCAUCUGGAACGUCACAAGCUCGGACACAAUCCUGAGCGGCCGUACACAUGUGAUGUGUGCUUCAAAGGCUUCAAACGCAAGGAGCAUUUGAAUUUACAUGUUGUCAUCCAUUCAGGGGAAAAGACUCAGGUGUGUAAUGAGUGUGGUAAAGGUUUCUAUAGAAAAGAUCACCUUCGAAAGCAUGCUCGAAGCCACCUAACAAAGAAAUUUAAGGAAGAGUUAGGUUUGGUAACUGGAAAUCCAGGAGACACACAGUUGCAGCAGGGGCAGACUUUGGAGGAUGGUUCUCCUAUUAUGUCUAUUUUACCAAAUACUGAUGAUGUCAAUGAAGACGGUUCCAUUGAAGACCACCAGCAUCACAUGGAGUCAACUGUUGUGCUCCCAACUCAAGCUGAGACAAGUACCAUAAUGCUGCAACAUCACCAUCAUUAGUUUAUGAAGACACUUAUGUUCAUAGAAACAUGCCAAGAAACCAGUCCAUUUUUCUUCUUAAGAAGUGAAUGUGUUAUGUAGUGAACAUUUGUUUGGGUGUUUUGUCUCUUGAUAUUUAUACCUGUUGAACAACAUUUCAAUUUUCAUUACAUUUGCUAGAUUACUUCCAUUAGUGCUAUCUUGUUAAACACUGCUUUAAACAUUCAAUUUCUAUAGACUUCUGGAGAAUGAUUCUGGUUUCUCUUGUCGAUUGUUGUUAUAACUUGGACUCUGCUAGUUACCAUCACCAGCUACAUUCAUCCCACCUCAUUGCAAUCAUCUUUCUCAUCAUUGUUGUACUUUUUGUUUUCUUUUUUUAAUAUAUCUGUUAAACUCGGUGAGCUGGACAGUCAUAUCAUAAGCUGUCUCAUUCAUGAGUUUUAGUGAUCACCUUGAAUUAGUUUUUGUUACUGAGAGUGAUUCAAUAUUAGUUGUUGUAUGAGUUGUAUUGCUGGGCCAUGUACACUGUCAUGGAUUUUAAUCUAAUUUUGUACAAUGUUUAUCUGAUUGAUUAUGUGCGAUGCUAAACAUUUUAAGGUAAUGAAAGGGUCUGUAAAAUUUGAACCUUUUGUUUCGAAUCUCAGCAAAAUAUUUUACCUCUGGUAUGUAACCCAGGUGUCCAGUUUCCUGGUGUUCAGUUCAUCUCUUGGUCUAAAUGAUGAUAUUUUUAUAUUGCUUGUCCUCCUACAAAAAAUGGGUCGGUAUAAAUAUUUGAAACACUACUUAACGUACUCCAUGAACAAAUCAAUGUACUGUAAUGUGACAGAUGUUAAUAUUACUGAUUGACACCUUCUAAUACAGUACCGUUCAUGGGCGUACAUUUCACAUGCUUGUGGAAGUUCAACUUCCUUCCGAGUAAAAGCAGAACCUUUGUAAACAAUGGCAAUUGCGGGUUUUUUGUUGACUGUAAGGCUGUUAAACUAGGAACUAUUCUUCAUACUUCACAUGAAAAACAAUUUUUAUUUCAUGAUUUUGGAAAAAUGCCACUUACACCUACCUUGUAUAUAUUUUCUAGCAAUCUUAAGGUUUGUUUGCAUUUCUAGAUAGCUUCAGGGAGAUGAACAAUUAAUUUGUCACAAGAGUGCCUAAAUGCAUUUCCCUCACCCUUCCCUUCUCUUGAUUUUGCUAACUAACAAUGUUACUCUAAUUACCUCAUCUAUUAAUGUUUGUCUGUGUGUACAAUACAUUUAUUUUUUAUUUUUGUUGUUGCUCUUGGGCAUCUUUGUAGCAAAGCUGCAUUCCUCCUCAAUUUUCUUUUACUCUUGGAAGAAAUCCUCUUCACAAUUAUGAAUUUUAUAAUCUAUAUUCUGCACAUAGUGUGUAGCCCCCUCCCUUCUCUCCAGAAUUUUAGAUAUGGUCUCUUCAAAACUAGAAGCCAAUUUUUUUUUAGUAUCACGUAAUUAUUUGUUUUGCAGAUGUGGGUGGCAUAUGGUUCCUGCAUUUUAUUGUGCUGAGACGCAUGUGAAUGUGUCUAUUGAACGGUACUUUGAUGGGAGGGGUUUUGGGAUGUGUUGUUAUUUGUGUAUCUACAAAGAACUAUCACUCUCCUUUUACAUGUUUCUCAUGAUGAUUGUUCACUAUCAGUUUGUUUUAACGAGUAUUAAAAUCUUAUGUACUCAAGUGAUCAGAUACUACUUGUUACCUAGACCAAGUUCUUUGAUAUUUUAUCUCUGUGUAGGACAUGAAUGAAACUCCAAGCAGUUUGUUUGCAGUGUGCCAAAAGUUAGGUUUUUAACAGUUAACAAUCUGUACUUAUUGUGUAAGGUUUCCAUCUCAUUACUCAGUAUUGAACAGAUUGCCAAUGAUUGGAGUGUGUGACACUAUUACCUAUUUAAAUAGUUGUCCCAAAGAAUAGUCAGUGUUCCUAAUGUUGUAAUCCUAGAACCGGUGAAACAUUUCGAAUAGGUCAAUUUAUAAUAACUGUAAUUGUAUCAUACUCCGUGUAGAGGUGGACUUAUCAGAGCAUUCUGCUUCCAAUCUGACUGGAGUUGACUUGCAAUCUUUAUAAAAGUUUUAAUCUUGUACAGCUGUAAUAGCUUUCUUUCAAUUAAUUUUCUUGCACAAAAUCUUUUCCUGUACUUUCCAGUCUGUUCUUUAUCUCUUUAAACCGUCUUUUUGGAUGGAUAACAAACUGUUUGGUUUGCGUUUGCGUUUCAUUUGCUGCUCUGUAUUAUUUAAGGAAACCACAAUGACAAAGUACAAGUGCAAAUUGUGCAAACGGUGAAGUGUGCAUGAGUAGUUUAUUCACUUCCGGUUGCUGAUUUGCGGCAACCUAUAAAUAUGUGCUUUCCUUGUAACUAUGAGUGUGUAUGUGAGAGACUGCGCAUGUGUGUGUUGGUGUAUAUCCGUACAUGUGUGUAUAUGUUCAUUAAUUUAUGACGCUGCGAUCUAACCCAUCUCCUCUUUGUACAUACAUAGAUUUUAGUAUAGAAAAGAGUGAUUGCAUAUGCAGAUAAAGGAUAAUUUUUCUUUCUUUUUUUGUAAUUUAAUAUGGUUAUAUCAGGUAAGACGAUUAAUUUAGGUUUCUAAUUGUAAAUAAUAAGUAUGGUUAUACAGUGAAACAUAUUCCAUGUGAGAAUGGUGUGAUUGACAAACAUACACAAGGCGAGAGCUUUUAUAAGUACCUCUAGUGUCAUCUAAGCUUACCCGUAAAGUAUUCUUUAAUCAUGAACAAGGAUAGAAUUAAUUUUUAGAAUGUAUAUUCUAUAUACCCUGUUUUUUUUUUCCUGUUGUUGGUUGCGGUAUGAAUUGAAACUGCGUAAUAAACAUACUGGAAAUUCUUAUGAAGUUCUUCAUGAUGUAUACCAUAUGAUGUCAUCACAGGUAUUAGGUUAUGAGUGAGAUGUCAAUGAUGUCCAGCAUUUUCAAAUAUUUUACAUAUUUCAUAUGUAAUUCCUACCACUUUGAAAAGAAAAUAACAACAAAAGAACUGGGACAUUUCCUCUGAUACAACCAUUCAAUAAUCCCUUUAAGUGACCUUUCAAGUUUUCAGUUUUGCUAUGCAGGCCAUUCGAUGCCAUACUGGUCUGGCUUUUCUUUUCUUUCUUUUCUCUGUCUUUUUGUUCCCUCUGAGGCUCAAUACACGGGUUUUUAAAAGCUGAGGAAUUUUUCACAUUGAAAAAAAGAAGAAAAAUUAUGCAUGAUUGUCUCACUAAUACUUUAAAAUUUGUUGAUACUGUUAGGUUAAGUCUUAGCUUAGAAAUGAUAUUUAAACCUUCAAUUUAGUUAUUAAAGCAAUCUUUUCAAGGAAAACUAGAGUUAGUGAUUUGGUGAAGCUGUCAUGUGGGUGAAUGUGCAAUCAUCAGAGGUUUAGGAUGCCUUACUAUCUUACUCUUCUUAAACUGCCAUUUUGUUUUAAAGCAUACAACUGUGUAGAUAUUUUAUCUAAACUAAUUGAGGGCAACAUAUUUUGAUUUUUUUCAAAACUCCAAAACACUGGUUUGAAACUUGUUUAUUUCACAUCUUUCAGUUGACUUUGCCUGUGCAGUGCACUGUGUGACAACCUAGUUUUGAAAUGUGUUUCAUUUGUAGCACAUACCAAUGGCUGAUUUGGCCUGGUGUAAAGCUCUCUUUGAUGAUUGGUUUGAGCACAUGCAUGCAAUAUACAUUUGACAUUUGAAGCUGUACCUGAAUUGAAUGUGUUGGUCUUCAAUAUCAGUAGCAUGCUUACUUUUGAUGUAAGUAGCUGUGAUACACAUUUCCAUAUUACCUUCAACCUUGCCAUAAUUGAAAGGCAUGUUAAAUUACUAGGGAUCACGUAGCAAUUUAAUAGGCCACCCAGUUAAAUUUGUUUUGAAAGGUAUUUUCAAAUUUUUACUAUUUUGAUUGUAGUAUCUGUUUUAUGAUUGGUUCUAUAGAAUCAUUUCAACACAUGUUUGGAGUUAUAUUUAAAGUAAUAGGUUCAAUUAAUAUGCCUCACUUAAUGCUAUAAAACAUUGGCUGUGAAAAGUGUGUCUGGGGUUUUCAUCACUUUGAGGCUCUAUUAAAAGUAGAAAGACCUUGUAAAAUUUAUGGUCAUACAGCAGCAUUCUCAAAUUAGCUUUGCUCAAACAAUUUCUUUUUAACUUCACUAAGUUUAUAAACAGUUGAAAAUUUUUUAUCCCUUUGACAUCUUAUAUACCGUGUCAUCACAUUCAUGGUGCACUAAGUCAGAAUUGACGAUUGAGUUGAUAGUUCUGUAAUUUUCACCUGUUUUCAAACUUAAGUGAUAUUUUUAACUAUGCAUAUGCAUUCUAUAACUUUAUUCUAAAUCUGAGGCAGUUUUUUUCUAGAUCAAUCUUUUACCCUCUUACUAAAUAGUUGAUGAAAUGGCAAAUUAAAAUCAAAUAAAAUUUAAGUAGACACUGCUACAAUGUAGACUCUGUAAGGUAGUAAGGUAUAAUUUAAAAUUACAACAACGCAUUUGUGUGUAAUCUUAUAGAAGAAGAUCAUGCUCUGCCUUGCCUUGUGUUUACCUGACCGCAAAGAGGCAUGCAUUGUCAUCAUAAAGUUCAAAGCAUUGGACCAAGAUUUCUACAAAUGGACACUAAAUGUUUGUUGUAGAGCUGUUUCAGAUAUGUCUGUUGUAAAAUUAAUUUAGGAAAGCUUUCAGGUGAAUGGAGUGCAUGUAGAUGUAUUUUUCUUAUUGUAUUACAAUUAAAUUAAAUCAAGGAUCCAUGGUAUGUUUUAUUGUAUAACCAGUACAGACAUGAGUACUCUAAAGAGAAGGGUUUGUUUUAUAUCUGCACAUUCGGUAUCUUCAUGCCUCCUUAUUUGUUUGUUUUGCAAUUUGUAAUAUAUUAUGUGUUUUAUUUUUCCGAAAGUUAAAGAUUUAUAGAAUUUUAAUAUAACUGACUUGAAACGGUGAAAGAAUAGGAAUAAAGUCUGUGAAGAUCA